Messenger RNA from Trifolium pratense (red clover), 1446 nucleotides. Its product is annotated as bZIP transcription factor 53-like. The record is from RefSeq and is a predicted model, not a curated record. The transcript has a single exon. The coding region runs from base 757 to 1185 and encodes 142 amino acids. Gene Ontology annotation, cellular component: nucleus. Lineage: Eukaryota; Viridiplantae; Streptophyta; Magnoliopsida; Fabales; Fabaceae. Gene Ontology annotation, molecular function: DNA-binding transcription factor activity; transcription cis-regulatory region binding. Gene Ontology annotation, biological process: positive regulation of DNA-templated transcription.
CAAAACCCUUUUGAUUUUCUUAAUUAAAAUAAGGAAAAUGCUAAACAGUGCCCCGUGCACUAGUUAAGGAUAUAAAUAUAGAAGUUUUAUCUCGUAAAUUGUGCAUUUAAUGUUUUAAUAAUGUGAAAAGUUAUUCUCUCUCAUCAUUAACUUUAUCAUUUAUUUCCUUUUUUAGUAUGCUUAACUAGUGCCCCAGAAACACUAUUCAGCAUGACCCUUAAAAUAAAAUCGCAGUACAGUUACACCGUCGCACGUUUUCCAUAUCCACCAAAUCCAAUUGUAAUUUUCUCUAUAAAACCUAUCCUUCAUAUCCCUUCAAAACCUUCUUCGGAUAAACUUCUUCACCUACCCUAUUAUCUCUCUCUAAACACCAAUUUUCUUCUUAAUCCUAAUUACUUUUACCAAAUCUCUGUUUCUUUUUUCAUAACGGUUCUUCAAUCUCUCUAUUUUCCCCAAAUUUCAACAAUCUAGGGUUUUCUAAUUUGAUUUUGUUUGAUUUGCAAAAACCUUCUAUGGAAUUUCUAUGACGCUGGCGAACCCUAUGCGACGUAUCCGUCUCCAACACUCUUUCUCCGUCGCGUUCCUCUACUGGUUCUACGUCUUCUCAUGAAUUUCCUUUCAUCUCCGUGAUCUCUCUCUCUAAUCUUAUUCCCUUUUCUAUUAUUUUCUUAGAUCUGUAUAAUCCUAUUUCAUUCACCGAUUUUAUCAACAAAACUAUUCAAAUUCGAAACGAUAAGCGACCAAUCCUUCAAUUCAAUGGCGUCGAGUCAACAACAACGUCCUGUGAGUUCAGGAUCGGACGGCGGAGAUCUACAAAUUGACGAAAGGAAGAGAAAGAGAAUGUUAUCUAACCGUGAAUCUGCUCGACGAUCGAGAAUGAGAAAGCAGAAACAGAUCGAAGAUCUGACUGAAGAAUCUGGUAGAUUGCAAAUCGAGAACGAUCAUGUGGCGAAGAGGAUAAAAGCGACGGAAGAAGCUUAUGUUGAGAUGGAAGCUGCAAAUAAUGUUAUCAGAGCACAGACUAUGGAAUUGGCUGAACGAUUGCGGUUUCUGAAUUCGGUUAUCGAUGUUGCUGAAGAUGCUAAUGAUUUUUCUGUUGAAAUGGCUAUGAUUCCUGAUCCUCUUCUGAAACCGUGGUUUAUACCGCAUUAUUAUUCGGCAUCAAAUGACAUGUUGCUGCGUUGAUAUCAAUCUCAAUUCUCUCUUCAAAGUUCAAACACUUUGGUUUAUUAUUCAGCAUUACAUGAAAAUAUUGUGUAUUGAUCUAAACUCUUUUUGGUUAUUUGUGUUGAUUAGUUUAAAUGUUUAAUUAGGUUUGGUGUUUUAGUUUUUAUUUGUUUGCAUUGUGUUUUAUGUUUAUUUGAAUUUGAAUGGGUAUUGUGAUGAGAUUAUUAUGUAAUGUAAUGUAAUGCUCAAUUUAUAUAUAAAAGCUAUUAUUUGUGUUAA